Messenger RNA from Strongylocentrotus purpuratus (purple sea urchin), 2583 nucleotides. RefSeq names its product transcription intermediary factor 1-beta-like. Gene Ontology annotation, biological process: positive regulation of DNA-templated transcription. Gene Ontology annotation, cellular component: nucleoplasm; chromatin. Bases 111 to 1625 code for a protein of 504 amino acids. The transcript is spliced from 2 exons. Gene Ontology annotation, molecular function: ubiquitin-protein transferase activity; zinc ion binding. Lineage: Eukaryota; Metazoa; Echinodermata; Echinoidea; Camarodonta; Strongylocentrotidae. The record is from RefSeq and is a predicted model, not a curated record.
UGUCUUCAGGGGAUAAAUGGAGAGUGAUUGAGCUAAGAUCAAGAAAAACCAAGUAUAUCUUCUCUCUGUUCCUUUGUCCUGUGGAAAAGCGAAGAUUUUGAAUUCGAAUCAUGGCUGAUUCAUUAAAGAAUGUCAUUGCUCAGAGUCUGGAGUGUCCUGUAUGUCUGAAUACCUUCACCGAUCCAAAGAUUCUGUCUUGUUCUCACACCUACUGCAAGACCUGUCUAGACAACCUCUUGGAAUGCCAUGGUAACGACCAGAUGCUCCGAUGCCCUGUCUGCAGAGCUGAAACCCAGGUCCCAAACCAUGAUGUCAGCAAAUUACCGGCAAAUCUAGCUUUGAAGUCUCUCAUAGAGGACGUGAAAAAUCACUAUCACUUUUGCUCGAUUUGUAAAUCCGAGGACAGGACGCAAGCUGUUGUCUACUGUCAAGACUGUGACAAGUACCUCUGUAUCACUUGUCACAACACACACUCUCUGUGGCGAGACUUCAUCAGUCAUGAGGUCUUAGCCAUAAGUGAGAUCGAAUCAGGAAAGGUGUCAGUACGUAGAUACCGUAAGUGCAGGAAACACCCAAAAGAGGAUGAGGAGUGCUUCUGUUCCGACUGCAGGAGAUUUGCCUGCUUCAGGUGUGUUGUCAUGGAGCAUAAAGACGAAGGACAUCGGAUCAUCGAGGCAGCUCUUUAUGAAAGCAGCCAUAUGGAGAAUAUCGAGGUCCUCAAAUCGAAGGCGGAAAAGAAACGAUCUUGCUUUCAGAAAUAUAUUGAUUUCAUUGAUGAACAGAAGGAGCGUGUGAGCAAUGUACAGAAGCAGUGUACAGAUGAUAUUAACAAUGCAUAUGACGAAUCAGUCAAGCAGUUGACAAAGAAGAAAGAAAGUCUCAUUGGCGAAGUCAAGGGUAAGACCGAAGGAGUAGAGAAAGAACUGGACGAAAUGAAAAAAUCGGCUCAGGAGCACAUCACUCACUUGACCACCAUAGCUGACGUGGUAACCAAUAGGACAAAGAUACCGUUAGAUAUGGAUGCUUUGGCUGCACACGACACUCUAUGUCAAGACUUGCAAGAGGCCUUGAAACAAGAAGAUCCUGACUACAAGCAGCCGAUGCAAUCGAGCAAGAAAGGGAAAAGUGUCACUUUUAAGAGAAACGUUGGAAUGGACGAGCUAACUCUCGGUAAGAUAGUAUAUGCAGUUGCAAAGAACAUCGUUUUGCCUAAUAAGGGUAGAAUGAAUGCCAUGGUUGGUACACCAGACGGUAGGAUGGCAGUGGGAUGUAGUACAGGUGGUGUGAAUAUUUUCUCUGUUGAUGGCCAGAUCCAGCAGACAGUUCUUAAACAUGUGAUGAUUCGUGGAGUAGGGUUCCUCUCUGAUGGUCGGUAUGUCAUACUUGAUGGCUCAAACAAAAUCACACUGUACACACUAGAGCAAACAAAGUUGAAUGUAAUGUUUGAGACUCUGAUUCACGAUGAGGGUGGAUGGGCUAACCUCGCUGUAGACGGUGAUGAUCAUGUCUAUGUUAGCUACAGGAAAGCACAGAAGAUCCAGGUAUUCUCACCAGCAGGGGGAAGGGCGAUCAGGGAGAUACCAUGGUAUGGGUAUGAACCUGUGCAAAUUAAUUACUUGUUAUAAUGAUUACAUGAUCACUGCGUCUGGCAAUACAAUACGAUUGAUUGACAAACAAGGUGUUGUAAAGUAUCAAUUAACGGAAUUUGGUUAUUUCCCAUAUGCCGCUGUGUCUCAAUGGAAUACAAUCCUGAUAGCCAAGUUAAAGCACGAUGUAGGUUUAGUCAGCAUUGAUGAGUACACUAGCGAGCUGAAGCAUGUCCGGAACCUCGUCAUUGAUUACAAGAUUGAAAAGCAUGAGAAAAAUUGGUACUAUCUCAGUCAGUACCGAUCAGGAGAGAUCGCUCUCUGCACUCCUGAUAUCCUUUAUAUAUUCCACUGAAAUAAACAGAUGACUCCUCAUUACUAACAUUGUAUGAUAUCACUGUUUUCAGGCGAAUAGGAAGACGGGGGGGGGGGUGCGUCCGGACCUUUUUUUAUUUCUGGUAAAAAGAGUAACAUAAUAUUUCGUUGAAAGAUGACCCCUCCCGACCCGUGUUUUCAAAGGCUUCUAACAUGCCUUGUGUUUCUGUGACUUCAUAAAUUGUAUAUAAUAUCCAGUGGAAUCAGUUAUAUCUUGAACUAGGUGAAAUUGAGUUUUGGUGACUGUUUCAGAAACGAAAUUCCUAGAUCAAGUAGAUGAAUUUGAAUGAUGGAACCUUUCUAAAAACAUAAAAAGUAAGCUCUUUUUUAAUACAAUUCUGACGUGUUUAUCUUUUAAGAUUGAGUUGUUGAUGAUGACUCUACAUGUGAAUGUGACUCUUUUGGUAGCUGCUAUAUAUAUGUAUAAAUGGUGUAGACACUAAUUUAUUAUUGUGGACUCAAAGAUUGUUUUACAGUAGGCGAUAAUCAUCUUAGUGAUUUAAUUGUUUAUGCAUUGCUGUUAAAUACAUUGAAUAUCUUUCCUUCAUUUUCAACGAUGCAUUUCAGAUCACUUUACGAUUAUUCAAAUUAAUGUUUACAUUUUAUGCAGAAUUAUGAGAGG